GCAUCAGCAGUUAGAGAGCACCAGUGUUCCCGGUGCCCGGGGUGUACUAAGAAAAGAGGAGAACUGUCCCAGCUGACCUUUCUGCGCCAGAAAAAGACCCUCCUAGAGUCCGCUCUACUCAAAGAGAAGAUGGAGGAGCAUCGCUAUACCAAAGACGCUCUCAGCUCCAUUGGAGAAAUCCACAAAAGCCUUCCCAGGCUUUCAGAUGACCCAGAGACCAUCUGGACGAGAUUAAAUGCUCGAGGUCAGGUUGGGUAGAGUAGGGUUCAGUUUGGCCCCAGAGGGGGAGGUUGGAUUGAAAUAUCAGGGCCUCUCAUCUCCAUCCUCUUCACCUCCCGCCCAAAUCCCUUUGUUGCAGCCAGCUGUUAAUAACAACAUGGUCAAUAAAGAAAUGUUUCUGUCA
Messenger RNA from Trichosurus vulpecula (common brushtail), 403 nucleotides. RefSeq lists its product as uncharacterized. Lineage: Eukaryota; Metazoa; Chordata; Mammalia; Diprotodontia; Phalangeridae. The record is from RefSeq and is a predicted model, not a curated record.